AUUCCUCUUCCAAAGUUCCCUUUCCUCUUUCCUCUUUCCUCUGUUGCGCUUGCUUUCGCUGUGCUUCGCUUUGAGAAUCAAUGCCUCUAUCAAGAAUCGCGGAAUCUCUCUCCGUUGCUAUUGCCCAGCUCCAGACCAAGCAGCAUGGAUGAAGUUGAACAGUCGAUCGACUGACUGAAAGAUUUCGCUUUGCUCCUCUUUUGCGCUUGGCAGCAGGACUCCAUGGAAUGCCCCCCCAAGAUGCGAUUUUGAUCGUUUCCCGUGAGAAAGUCUUGGAACGGACUUCCUGGGACGAUGCCGCGCAAAUUUAGUCACGGCCUUGAUUAUGAUGAUGAAGACUACGAUGAUGACUACGACUACGACGACGAUGUUGAUUAUGAUGCAGAAGAUAAUGGCAAUUCACCUAAGCCAAAUCAAGAGACCACCAGGUCUGCUGUUUGGCGUUGCUCCAUUUGUACCUACGAUAAUGACCAGAGCAUGACCGCAUGUGAUAUUUGUGGGGUUCUUCGAAAUCCUUUGUUGAGUGUCAUCAGCAAUGGCAAUGACCUGAAAACAGUGCCUUUUAAGUUUGACGUCCCAUCCCCAGAUGAUGUAGUCACUAAUGGAUUGCACUCCUCCAAAAGGGGUCUGAAAGCAAGUGCAACCGUAAGGAAGGAUAACACUUCUGCUCCGAUGACCACAAGAUCAUCAAAUAGCUCAUCUUUUAUGAUGUCAAAGGGCAGAAAUGUCACUGGUAACGAGAACAAUCGAGUAAAAGAUGAAGAGCGUAAUCUAAGAUCAAGUGCUAAAAGUCCAGGCACCUCGUCAAGCUAUCAUGAGGGUGGGGUUGAGUACACUUUACCAACGGAUGGGAUCAAGCCGCAAAGUCUUGUGCGUAGUUUAGACAGUGUCUCUAUUAAUGAUAGAGGUGGCACUGGAAAAGGUGCUUCUCAGGGGCAGUAUAAACCUGAAAAAUGGAUGCUUCCUGAAGCAGAAGAUGGCUUAUUGAGUCAGCUGAAUCUUGCCAUUGUGGGGCAUGUUGAUUCUGGGAAAUCAACACUUUCAGGUAGACUUCUGCACCUGUUGGGACGAAUAUCUCAAAAGCAGAUGCACAAGCAUGAAAAAGAGGCCAAACUAGAGGGCAAGGGGUCCUUUGCUUAUGCUUGGGCAUUGGAUGAGAGCCCAGAGGAAAGGGAAAGGGGAAUAACCAUGACAGUGGCAGUUGCUUAUUUUGAUACCAAAUAUCGUGUUGUUGUGCUGGACUCCCCAGGGCAUAAGGAUUUUGUUCCGAACAUGAUAUCAGGAGCCACACAAGCUGAUGCCGCAUUGCUCGUCAUUGAUGCGUCCAUUGGUUCUUUUGAAGUUGGCAUGGAUGGUAGUAAGGGCCAAACUAAAGAGCAUGCACAGCUUAUCAGAAGCUUUGGAGUAGAUCAACUUAUUGUUGCAGUUAAUAAAAUGGACGUCGUGGAGUACUCAAAGGAUAGAUUCGAUUUGAUCAAACAGCAACUUGGAACAUUCCUCCGGUCUAGCGGUUUUAGGGACUCAUCGGUAUGUUGGAUCCCUCUGAGUGCCAUGGAAAAUCAAAAUCUGGUCACAGCUCCUUCAGACGUUCGUUUACUAUCCUGGUAUAAGGGACCAUACUUGUUGGAUGCUAUUGACUCCCUCCAACCUCUAACGAGGGAUGUUUUGAAACCUCUAGUCAUGCCCAUAUGUGAUGUUAUUAAAUCACCUUCGAUGGGUCAGGUCUCUGCUUGUGGUAAAUUGGAAGCUGGAGCUCUUCGAAGUGGAGUGAAGGUUCUUGUCAUGCCAUCAGGGGAUGUGGGGACAGUCAAGUCUUUGGAACGUGACUCUCGCCCAUGUGCAAUCGCGAGAGCUGGGGAUAAUGUUGCUGUGGUUCUUCAGGGAAUUGAUACAAGCAAAGUGAUAUCUGGGGUCCUUUGUCACCCCGAUUUCCCCAUUUCCAUUGCAACGCAUCUGGAGCUGAAAGUGCUCGUCUUGGAUGGUGCUUCCCCCAUUCUGAUCGGUUCUCAGUUGGAAUUUCAUAUUCACCAUGCAAAGGAAGCUGCGAGAGUUGAAAAAAUGGUGUCAUUGCUCGAUCCUAAGACUGGCAAGGUGAUGAAGAAAGCCCCACGGUGUCUCCUUGCAAAGCAGAAGGCAGUUAUUGAGGUGGUUUUGCAAGGACCAGUUUGUGCAGAAGAGUUUUCGAGCUGUAAAGCUCUCGGAAGGGUCUCCUUAAGAGCACUGGGGAGAACUAUUGCUGUAGGAAUUGUCACUCAAGUAAUUGAGAAAGAGCCAUAGCAUUUCCGGAACUAAAUAUUUUUGAUUCUUCGGAAAAUGAUCAUGUCAUGGCAUGGCAUGUUUACUAUUGAGCAACGGCCAUGGUGUCGAGUAAAACAUCAAUUUUUAAUGGAUGAUAAGAGGGACAAGUUGUAAGAUAUAGAUAAUACAGAGAAGACUCGAUGGGACACGAUAGAGGCGCUUACAGUAUCUUCUCAGGCUAAAAGACGAUUGGCCAUUGCAUACCAAGGCAAAGAAGAGCUGGGUGGGUUAUAGUUCAGAGCCUAAUCCCAUUGUAACAUGGAGUAUUUUUUCAUUCUUUGACUAUGUUACGGAGGGAAGAAAUUAUUUAUUUCAAGUUGUCUUUCCAGCAA
Molecule: messenger RNA, 2630 nt
Organism: Eucalyptus grandis
Lineage: Eukaryota; Viridiplantae; Streptophyta; Magnoliopsida; Myrtales; Myrtaceae
Product: HBS1-like protein
Biological process (GO): translation
Molecular function (GO): GTP binding; GTPase activity
Source: RefSeq, a predicted model, not a curated record